UUCUUGAUGGGAACUUAUCUUACUUCCUUUGCUCUCGGAGAAACUAGUCGGUUUGUUUCUAUCAUAAUAGACAUUGCUAGUUUUCACAGUGCUCUGAUAUUGGAAGAGGCAUGAUAGCUUCCCGGCGAAGUUCUCUUAAUUUCUCAUCUACAUCUGCUUAAUCUGGCGUUGGUGAUCAAAUUGGAACAAAAACUAACUCUAUAUUAAGCUUAAAACAUUCAUGAACCAGAAAUCAAGAAUCACCACGAUUCUUCAAUUUGUUUAAGCGUUUGUUAAUUGAAGUUAUUUAAUUAAUUAGCUCUCUACCAUAUUUAUUUUUAUUUUCCUUUCCUGCCUCGAUAAAUUUGUUUAAGCUUUUGUUAAAUUAAGUUAUUUAAUUAACUAACUCUCUACCUAUUUUAUUUAUUUUUUUUCCUCUCCUGCCUCAAUACUGCCAUUUUGAAGCUUUCUUCGAGCUCCUUUUGCUCUCAAAUCAUAAUCAUCAACUUUGUCACUGUCAUAACCCAAUUUUUGACUAACUUCAUUUUUCCCUUUUUUUUUAAAACUAUAUACAAGAGUUUUGUUUCGGCUUUUGGAUGUGAAAUUUUGAAGAUUGUUUUUGUUCUUGAAUCCACAGGAAAAAAGGCUUAACAGCUAAAAGUGAACAACGAACAAACAGAAAUGGAAGUAUGAAACCGUUGUGGUCCUCUGUCUUUACUGCUCCCCACAAAUCCACCCUUUCCUUUAUUUUUAAUUUCCUUUUGUAGUCCUUUCUUUAUUGUGUAUUUUCACAGAACUCCUUGAAUUCUAUCUAAUUUUCGAACAACACCCCCACAGAAAUCCGAGAGGGAUGCUUUUGUUCUUUUUCACAGGUUCACGAAGCAUAAAAGGCUAAAACCCUGACUAACCGAAAACUCCAAAAACUUAGAUUUAUUUCGCUGUCCUAUCCCCAAAUAUAAAUUUAUAUGUAAUUUUUUUUUCCUAGUACUGAUUUAACAUCUAUUUUUUCUUUUCGGAGAUACUCAAACAUCCCAUUAGAUUUGGUUCUUUGUAUUUUUGAAUCAGUACUUUGGAAAGUAACGUAAAAGAUUAAUUGGUUUCUAGUUUGUAUAUAUUUUAUGGUAAGUGAGAGAAGGAAGGAAAGACAGAAAUGAUGAGGAUUGCAAGAAUCCAACAACAGCAGCAACUGAAGUGGAUACCUUUGUGGAAGUGGGGUGGAAGGAUUUUCAACAAUUGUCGCAGAAACCAUCGAAAUGCUCAAACUAGCAUCCUUAGAAAUUACCCUUUUCCUCGCAUUACCUUCCAAUCCAAGAAUCACCCAACCCCUUUAGGAUCAUAUUUAGUAGUAACUAAGUGCAAGACAGCAACAAUGACGGUGACACCAAAGAUUUCAAUCAAUGAUGGGAACCUUCUGGUUCAUGGGAAGACAAUUUUAACUGGAGUUCCUGAUAACAUUGUCUUGACUCCUGGCUCUGGUGUUGGACCUGUUGCUGGUGCUUUUAUUGGUGCCACCGCUUCUCAUAGCCAAAGUCUCCAUGUUUUUCCUGUUGGGGUUUUAGAGGAUCUUCGUUUUAUGUGUUGUUUCCGAUUCAAGUUAUGGUGGAUGACCCAGAGAAUGGGGAAAUGUGGGAAAGAUAUUCCUCUGGAGACUCAAUUCAUGCUAGUGGAAAGCAGGAAUGGCGGUGAAGGAGUUGAUCAAGAUGAUGCACAGACAAUCUACACCGUCUUCCUUCCCCUACUAGAAGGCCAGUUCCGUGCUGUACUGCAAGGCAGCGACAGGAAUGAGAUGGAGAUUUGCCUUGAUAGCGGGGAUAGUGCUGUUGAAACCAAUCAAGGACUUAACCUGGUCUACAUGCAUGCUGGGACUAACCCCUUUGAAGUCAUAAACCAGGCUGUCAUGGCUGUGGAAAAAUAUAUGCAAACUUUUCUUCAUCGGGAAAAGAAAAAGCUGCCCUCUUUUCUUGACUGGUUUGGCUGGUGUACCUGGGAUGCCUUUUACACGGAUGUCACCGCUGAGGGUGUUAGGGAAGGCCUUGAGAGUCUGUCAGAAGGAGGGACUCCCCCACGAUUUUUGAUCAUUGAUGAUGGUUGGCAACAGAUCGAAAAUAAAGCAAAGGAGGAUGCUAAUGUUGUUGUACAAGAAGGAGCACAAUUUGCAAGUAGGCUUACUGGAAUAAAGGAGAAUUCAAAAUUCCAGAAGAACUGUGAAAAGAAUGAACAGGUGAUUGGACUGAAGCAUGUUGUGGACGAUGCUAAGCAAUGCCAUAAUGUGAAGUGUGUUUAUGUAUGGCAUGCUUUGGCUGGUUACUGGGGUGGAGUUAAACCAGCGGCUGCUGGUAUGGAGCAUUAUGACACUGCACUGGCUUAUCCGGUUCAAUCUCCUGGUGUUAUAGGCAACCAACCUGACGUUGUUAUGGACAGCCUAUCAGUUCAUGGCCUUGGUUUAGUGCAUCCAAAGAAGGUUUUCAACUUCUACAAUGAGCUCCAUGCCUAUUUAGCAUCAUGUGGAGUUGAUGGAGUAAAAGUUGAUGCUCAGAACAUUAUUGAAACACUUGGUGCUGGCCAUGGUGGAAGAGUGUCUCUCACCCGUAGCUAUCACCAAGCUCUUGAGGCCUCAAUUGCAAGAAACUUCCCUGACAAUGGAUGCAUUGCCUGCAUGUGUCAUAACACUGAUGGAAUCUAUAGUGCCAAGCAGACUGCUGUAGUGAGAGCUUCUGAUGAUUUCUAUCCUCGGGACCCUGCUUCCCACACCAUCCAUAUCUCCUCUGUGGCUUACAACACUCUUUUCCUUGGAGAAUUUAUGCAACCAGACUGGGAUAUGUUCCAUAGUUUACACCCGGCUGCAGAGUAUCAUGGGGCUGCUCGUGCUAUUGGUGGAUGUGCAAUCUAUGUCAGUGAUAAACCAGGGAACCACAACUUUGACCUAUUGAAGAAGCUGGUCCUCCCUGAUGGAUCUGUCCUCCGUGCCCAACUUCCAGGCCGGCCAACACUUGACAGUCUCUUUGCUGACCCAGCAAGAGAUGGAACUAGCUUACUCAAGAUCUGGAAUGUGAACAAAUGCACCGGUGUAGUAGGUGUCUUCAACUGCCAAGGUGCGGGGUGGUGCAAGAUUGAGAAGAAGACCCGCAUUCAUGAUGAAACUCCAGGUACUCUCACGGGCUCUGUUUGUGCUAGUGAUGUUGAUUGCAUUGCUCAAGUUACUGGUGCAAAAUGGAAUGGGGAAACCGUGGUGUAUGCCUACAAAUCAGGGGAGUUGGUUCGGUUGCCUAAAGGUGCUUCAGUGCCAGUGACACUAAAAGUUCUUGAAUAUGAACUCUUCCAUUUCUGUCCUAUCGAUGAUAUCGCUUCCAACAUUUCAUUUGCACCAAUAGGCUUGCUUGACAUGUUCAACUCAGGCGGUGCUGUGGAGCAGGUUGAAAUCCAUAUGACUUCUGACAAGGCGCCAGAGCACUUUGAUGGUGAAGUCUCCUCAGAGCUGACUACUUCUCUCAGUGAGAACCGGUUUCCAACUGCAACCAUUGCACUGAGAGUCAGGGGCUGCGGACGGUUUGGUGCUUACUCUUCCCAGCGCCCUCUAAAAUGCACUGUGGGCAAUGUUGACACAGACUUCAAUCAUGACUCUGCCACUGGGCUACUGACCCUGACUCUCCCUGUAGCAGAAGAGGAAAUGUACAGAUGGCCUGUGGAGAUACAGGUUUAAGCAGAUUGAAGUGAUGAUAUUUUAUUAAUAUCAAGUGGAAUAUCACCAUUCUUAGGAGGGUGUCCCUGCAUGUAGGUAGGGAUGAUGGCGCCUGACUUGCAAAAGUGAUGGGUGUGCAUAGCAUGGAGAGAGAGACCCCCUUGCAUUGAUGAAUAACCAAUGGGCAUUAUAUUAUUGCUGUAUUCCAUUUAUCAAUAAUAGAAGUUCCUUUCUUUUUAUA
Molecule: messenger RNA, 3899 nt
Organism: Populus trichocarpa (black cottonwood)
Lineage: Eukaryota; Viridiplantae; Streptophyta; Magnoliopsida; Malpighiales; Salicaceae
Product: probable galactinol--sucrose galactosyltransferase 2
Exons: 14
Coding region: 1130-3679 (849 amino acids)
Molecular function (GO): raffinose alpha-galactosidase activity
Source: RefSeq, a predicted model, not a curated record